AUGUUCAAUGUGAUUGCGACUCAGGUCUUGUUUGCAAGGCUUGGUCAUGACGAUGCGCACAAGACGAAGGGGCGCGACUACCACAACACACCCUCCGCACCGUCCCACCCCUUCCUAGAUAUUCACGGCAUAUAUAAGCCAUCUGAGGUCGAGGGCUUCCCGCAGCGAUCUUGGCACAUCGAGGUCUGGCUCGUGAACGAGAAGGGCAAUUUGGUUCCGGCAAAUAUAUUUGACAGGGUCACUUUCCAUUUGCACCCCAGUUUCGGCGAUCGUGCCACGCAAGUGUUCAAACAACCUCCUUUCCGCAUUCAAGAAGAAGGAUGGGGUGAGUUCGACAUGUCCAUCGAGCUCACUGCCGACAAGUCUUACACCAUUCAACAUGAUCUGAACUUCGCUCAGACCCGCUAUGAAAGCAAGCAUGUUCUUACUUUCAAGAACCCCAAGCCAGCUCUCUUAGCCCUUCUGCGCGAAUCUGGUCCCAUCCCCGGGGAUGAGAAUGGAUUGAAGGCAAAGCGCCCCGCCGCUGGCGAGGAAAGCGCCAAGAAGAAGAAGCGUACCGACAAGAAUGUGGACAUGGACAGGCUCGCCGAUGGGCUCCAGAAGCUCAACGAAGAUGAUCUUCUCCAGGUUGUGCAAAUGGUGCAUGACAACAAAGCAGCCGACUCAUACACCAAGAACGAUGUUGAGCUCGGGGAAUUCCACGUUGACUUGUACACCUUGCCCGACGCAUUGAUCAAAAUGCUUUGGGAUUUCACGGCAGAGCGCGGUGCCCUGUAA
This is a messenger RNA of Penicillium soppii, 777 nucleotides long. Its product is annotated as putative transcription initiation factor subunit (TAF30). Gene Ontology annotation, molecular function: histone binding. Gene Ontology annotation, cellular component: Swr1 complex; NuA4 histone acetyltransferase complex. NCBI's taxonomy places the organism in Eukaryota, Fungi, Ascomycota, Eurotiomycetes, Eurotiales, Aspergillaceae. Gene Ontology annotation, biological process: regulation of transcription by RNA polymerase II; chromatin remodeling. The coding region runs from base 1 to 777 and encodes 258 amino acids. The record is from RefSeq and is a predicted model, not a curated record. The transcript has 6 exons.